AUGGUAAACAAAGGUAUGAAUAGAAAGAGUAGUGAAGACUCGAUGGAAAUGCCAUCAAAGCAAUCGAUGUCUCAAUUGUUGGCACAAAAUAAGACUAGAAGAAGGAAAUGCUUUAAUAAAAUCAAUAAUGCAUUCAUUUGUCCCAUAAAUAAGUGCCACAAGAGUUACGAAACGGAUUUACAAUUUCGCGGUCACGUAAUAGCAGUUCACGGCGAAAGACAAUUCUUGUGCACUCAUGAGGGCUGUGGUAAAGGCUAUACUACAAGGUCUGCCUUAAGAGUACAUCAAUUGUUACACAAAACUGUUAAAUCAUUUCGUUGUCCACACAAUGGCUGCGAAUACGAAGCCAUUGAUGAUUACUAUUUCAAUCUACAUCUGAAGAGACGGCACUCAAAUCAAUCGGUGUCUGAAGUAUUGCUACAAAAUGUCACCGAAAGGAAGAAAUGCUAUGAUUUGAAGAAAAAUGCAUUCAUUUGUCCCAUAAAUGAGUGCCACAAGAGUUGCAAAACGGAUGCCCAGUUUAAGCAACAUUUGCGGUCCGUUCACAGCGAUGGACAAUACGUUUGUGAAUACAUAGGCUGUGAGAAUGUGUUGAAAUCAAAAAACGGUUUUAAUUUACAUCUAUUGGGACACAAAAAGGCGAAACCAUUUCAUUGUCCACACAAUGGCUGUGAGUCUAAAGCCGUUAGCGAUAGGUAUUUGAAACUACAUCUAAAGACACACUCGACGGACAAUGAAUUCAAAGUAGCGGAACCACUGAUACAAUACACGAAAGCCUUUACACUAAACACAUGGGAGAGAAAGCGAUGCUUUGAUCCGAAAACAAAGAUCUGGAAGUGUCCGGGAAUUGAGUGCCAGAAGGCAUUGGAAACGCGUAAACUAUUUAACCAACAUUUAUAUAACAUUCACAGCGAACCCCGAUUUAAAUGCCAUUAUAAUGGAUGCGAUAAGAUAUUCACUCAUAAGGAUAGACUCGACAAUCAUUUAGUUGUCCACAAAAAUGACAAGAAAUUCAAGUGUGAUUACAAAGACUGCGAGUACGCGGGCCUUACUAUAUGGGCCCUAAAGUCACAUAUGGUCUCCCAUUUGACGGACAGACCGGUGACUGAAUGCCCGGUCGAGGGGUGCGGAAAGGCGUUCAAAUUGGCCAAAGAUCUGGCGCAACACUCGCGCGUACAUCUAAGCGAACCGACGAUCCGGUGCGGCGCCGACGGGUGUAAUGAUAUGUUUUUCCAUAGCUAUGAACGCCUCAAACAUCAGAUCUCUGUCCACAAUAGGAAACGUAAAAAAUAUAAACCGCAACGAAAGCAACGGUGCGAUUGGCCCGGAUGUGAGUAUUCGGGAACUUAUUUAAGUUAUCAUAAACUCAAGCAUACGGGAGAGCGACCACAUGUGUGCGUUUGNGAUUGGCCCGGAUGUGAGUAUUCGGGAACUUAUUUAAGUUAUCAUAAACUCAAGCAUACGGGAGAGCGACCACAUGUGUGCGUUUGGCCCGAUUGUGGUAAAAGUUAUGCAAAUAAACUCCGAUUGAAAGAUCACAUGAAUAUCCACAACAAUGUGCGCCCAUAUGUGUGUCAAUGGCCCGGAUGUGAGUACUCGGCCACCGGUUCCUCCAUUUUGUUUAAUCAUAAAAAGUUUGUCCACAAAAUGUAA
Molecule: messenger RNA, 1653 nt
Organism: Medioppia subpectinata
Lineage: Eukaryota; Metazoa; Arthropoda; Arachnida; Sarcoptiformes; Oppiidae
Source: the annotation of a GenBank genome assembly